Molecule: messenger RNA, 940 nt
Organism: Phalaenopsis equestris
Lineage: Eukaryota; Viridiplantae; Streptophyta; Magnoliopsida; Asparagales; Orchidaceae
Product: protein PXR1
Exons: 1
Coding region: 58-639 (193 amino acids)
Cellular component (GO): nucleolus
Source: RefSeq, a predicted model, not a curated record
UAAAUUCUACCAUCACUAACACCUGCCAUCUGCUUCCCGACCAGCGAAACCCUAAUUAUGGCGUGCACACUGGACUUCCGAUGCCUAGACGAGGGACUCGGCGGCCAGAAGAACAAACGUAAGCGCUCCCAUCCGGAUGGACCUGAUUCCAUGGAAGUCGAAGCCUCUACUGAUUCUGUUGUUGAAGGCUCAGUCAAUCUCGCACCGCCAGCAAAGCGUCCGGCUCUUCCAUCUCUCGAGAAUCCGGAGAAACCUGCUUUCAUCGGGCGCCCUACCUACGACGGAGUCAUAGCCGGAAAGGUUUCCGGCCGGAAAUGGAAGCACCCGCGGACGCAGCGAGCCUCCGCUGCCCGAAUCUCUCGCCGCGGCACGUCCCUCGAGGUCCGAUCCAGGGAGAAAGAGUUGAAACGUGCAUUCAGGGAGAGGAAAGAGGAGCUUAAGGAGGAGAUUCGGAAGAAUAAAGAGGAGAAACGUAAGAGGAGGGAAGAGCAGGAGAAAAAGAAAAAAGAGAAUAUAUUGAGAUCUGGAACCAAGCUACAGAAGAUUACUAAUCCCAAGACCCUCAAGAAGAUUGCCAAGUCCAAACAGAGAAAGCUGCUCAAGGUUGUUCCCGACGACUUGCUCAACAAUAAAAAAUAACAAUCCGAGGAGAGAGUCUAGAAGAAAGGGCAAGUAUGUUUGGCAUUUUUUACAUGCUACCACAUUAGCAUGUUAGCUUUGGAAUCAUGAGAUUGGGUUUUUGUAUUUUAAUCAUGUUUGUUAUGUCUGUUUCGUUUCUAUUGAAUUGGGAACUAGAGCUUUGAUAGGUAUAUGAUUUCAUAUUAAAUUCAGGUCGUGUUUGAGUUAAGCUGAUGCUUGAUCAUUAUCUUACAUUGAUAAGAUAGUGAACAACUAUUGGUGUGUUUGAUUGCUUUCUUUCAUUCAUGCCAUGAGCUUUUUU